Molecule: messenger RNA, 1844 nt
Organism: Manihot esculenta (cassava)
Lineage: Eukaryota; Viridiplantae; Streptophyta; Magnoliopsida; Malpighiales; Euphorbiaceae
Product: adenylate-forming reductase 06235
Exons: 1
Coding region: 74-1753 (559 amino acids)
Source: RefSeq, a predicted model, not a curated record
GCUACGUCUGUGAAGCCCAAAGCAAACGGAAACUGAGUUGUUUCGUGCCACAACAAUUGCAAAUUUCUAACAAAUGGAGGUGCCAGUGAGAGCGGUGGGCAAGAGCACGAGCUGUCGCGGGGUGGCAUUCGAGAGCAACUGCGACAGACUCAGGCUAACAGCCCCACCAUCGUUUUCUCAGAACGGCCAAAGUGGGAGAUGGGUCUGGAUUCCAAGGAGCCAGAGUAAAGUUUUCUCCAACGUCAUUCCAUUCGACAAUUAUCUUGAAAGGACAAUGAGUCGAUCAAGCAGUCACUUCUGCGACUUGGAUUUCACUGAUGUAGCUGUCGCCGAUGAGGAGAAUCGAUUGCAAGAGUUGGUAGAGAAUGAAGAGCCCUGCCAAUUGGAGAAGCAGAACAAAGUUGGUGAUGUUGAAAAGCAGGAUCAAACACCUAAGGCCAAACCAGCAAAGCCAGGGAAAGUAUCAAGAUUAUCUAUUAUACUUUUAGACCAAGGUCUCUUCACAGUCUACAAGCGUCUUUUCAUGGUUUCCUUGACGUUAAAUAUACUUGCUCUGAUCCUUUCAGCCACGGGACAUUUCCCAUAUGGCAAGCGCAACCCAGCUCUCUUUGCCAUUGGCAACAUUCUUGCUUUGAGCCUGUGCAGAAGUGAAGCCUUUUUACGGGUGGUUUUUUGGCUGGCAGUGAAAUUAUUUGGCAGGCAAUGGGUUCCUCUAUUUCUCAAAACUGCGAUCACAUCAUUUCUCCAGAGCGUUGGAGGAAUUCACAGUGGCUGUGGUGUCUCCUCUAUAGCUUGGCUAGUUUACGCCAUUGUAUUGUCGUUUAAAGACAGGGAAAACAAUCCAACAGAGAUCAUAGCUGUUGCCUCCACUAUUUUGUCCUUGCUUUGCGUCUCUUCCUUGGCAGCCUUCCCUCUUGUCCGCCAUUUGCAUCACAAUGUGUUUGAAAGAACUCAUCGUUUCGCUGGUUGGACUGCUCUAGGCCUCCUGUGGAUCUUCGUGGUUCUGACAACCAGCUAUAAUCCCAAUUCAAAAACCUAUGUUGAUUUUUGCGGUUCACAUUUUUACAAAAAGCAAGAAUUCUGGUUCACUCUGGUCAUUACUGCAAUAAUAUUUCUGCCUUGGCUAACGGUGAGCCGGGUUCCUGUCAAGGUUUCAUCAACUUCAAGUCAUGCGUCCAUUAUCAAAUUUGAAGGUGGAGUUCAAGCAGGCUUAUUAGGUAGAAUUAGCCCGUCGCCGCUAUCAGAGUGGCAUGCUUUUGGAAUUAUAUCAAAUGGAGAAAAAGAACAUAUGAUGUUGGCAGGUGCAGUUGGUGACUUCACCAAGUCCUUGGUCUCAAAUCCUCCAAACUACCUGUGGAUUCGAAAAUUACACUUUGCAGGCCUGCCCUAUCUCAUAAACUUGUACAAAAAGGUCCUGAUGGUUGCUACAGGGUCAGGCAUUUGUGUCUUCCUAUCCUUUCUGUUGCAACCAUCUUCAGCUGAUGUGUGUUUACUGUGGGUGGCCAAGGGAAUAGAGGAGAACUUUGGGAAGGAAAUUAUGGACAUGGUAAGUGGGUAUUCAAAGGACAAAAUUAUUGUCCAUGACACAGCUGUACUGGGUCGUCCAAGUGUGGCGAAGAUGAGCGUGGAGGCAGCUAAAAAUUGGGGAGCCGAAGUUGUCAUUGUUACUAGCAAUCCAGAAGGAAGCAGGGAUGUUGUUAGUGCAUGCAAGGCUUCAGGAAUUCCAGCCUUUGGCCCUAUAUGGGAUUCCUAGAGGUGCUGCGUGCAUCUUUCAGUUUGUGUAAGGUCCCCUUCUUUAUAAGUAAUCAAUAAAAAGAAAUAGUAUACCAUAUAUGCCUUUAGAA